CCAUCAAAUCAACUGAUGCUGAAGAGUGACAUUAGGAUCUAUUUUGUGUUAUAAUAUAGUUAAAAGGAGUAAAAACCAUUCAAAGAUUUCAUUUACAAGAUUCUGAAUAUUAGUCUCACGGUACACGAACCCAGAUUAAGAUCAGUUUUGUGUCCGCCUUGUUGGUGAUAGUGGUAUGAUUAUUAUCAUAUACAGAUAAACAGAUACAAUUUGAAUUAAAACAAAGAUUCCCUUCGACUAAAAGAGAUCCUUUCAACCGACACUAAAACGUUGGGCGGAGUUAAUCCUCGCAGCUUUCAAGACGAGUGGUUUUAUUGGACGCUGUGCUAUUGAUUGACAGCUGACGUCAUUUGACAACUGGAUAACGAGGUUCAGACACGAGCAGAAAGGCGAUAGGAAGGAGGGUUUGAAAUUAAGAUAAGAGCAAAGAAGAUGUGUAAAAUUGACAGAAAGUAAAACUCGACAUCUUCAUUUAGUGAGCUGAGUGGUAUGGUACUAGGUCUAUUGAGUGGAAUAUCUGUAGUUUAAUGUGUUGUGUAUAUCGGAUACAUUGGAACCGUUACAGUGGAUUGUACAGUCUACCGUGUACUCUAUAGACUGAUAACGUUCUGUUCUGUGCAAUGCUGAUCCGUGUGUGGGUCCAGGUUCGUGUUUUAUAUUAGCCAGGCCUAUUACGAUAUAUAAUAUUACAGAUAACAUUUAAAAGGAUUUUUUUUGUUCUAUAUAUUAAGUGGACUUGGACUGCUGUUUGGUGUUUUAGUUGGAUUAAUACGACAUUUCAUCGAAGCGAACAUCCACCAUAGAACAAGCCACCGAGAGAAUAAGCGUAUAGUGAAUCUAUUGAGCGAAAUUCGAUAUGAAUUGAAGAAGUACUAGGCUGGUAAUACGAAGAAAAACAGUAGACUGUUUUGUCAAAUAACAUGAAUUAUUAGCUGAGGUGUUCGUCCCUUUUGUUAGCUUUUUAUAGCAGUUUAUUGAGAACAGAGGUUAAUAUAACAAAAUGGAAGCGAGGGGCGGUGUAUCUAGGCCCCCUCUUCUCUUGUCGGCCUUUGUUCUAAUGUUAUUAUUUAGUACGUGUUAUGCGAAGAGCGAACAACCCAGAAAAUGUUUAGAAAUAACUAUCCCCAUGUGUAAGGGCAUUGGGUACAACUACACCUAUAUGCCUAACCAGUUUAAUCAUGAAACGCAAGAAGAAGCCGGACUCGAGGUGCAUCAGUUUUGGCCGUUGGUGGAAAUUCAGUGUUCGCCGGAUUUAAAAUUCUUCUUGUGCAGUAUGUACGCUCCUAUCUGUAUGAACAACUACAAGAAGCAUCUGCCCGCUUGUCGGUCCGUUUGCGAGAGAGCUAAAUCAGGGUGUGCACCGCUGAUGCGACAAUAUGGUUUCGCGUGGCCGGAACGGAUGAACUGUGAGAAUUUACCGGAGUACGGACAGAAGGAUCAUCUGUGUAUGGACGUCAAUACGACGGAUCACAACACCCCUCCUCCUCCGGCAUCGCAUCCGGAAACUAAACCGAUCGUUCCUGGUGGAAAUCCGCCUUAUUCUGUCGAUUCCGUUCCGACAGCAAAUAAUCCUCCUCUGCCGACCCGACCCACUGCCCCAGGAUGUGAAUGCACCUGCCUGGCUCCAUUGGUACCCAUAAAGGAAGGCGACAAGAACUACUACAACCGCAUGAAGACUGGGGGAGUUUCGAACUGCGCCGUUAAUUGCUACAGUCCGUAUUUUGGAAAAGAUGAACGCACGUUCGCUACGUUUUGGAUAGGAUUGUGGUCGAUCCUGUGUUGCAUUUCCACUGCCAUGACGGUUCUGACAUUUUUCGUGGACAUGCAGAGAUUUAAAUACCCAGAACGGCCGAUUAUCUUCCUCAGUGCUUGUUACUUCAUGGUGAGUGUUGGAUAUAUCAUACGACUUAUUGUCGGCCACGAGAAGGUGGCAUGUGACGGAGAUAUGAUCCGAUACGAAACGACGGGACCAGCUCUGUGUACUGUUGUUUUCCUGUUGGUGUAUUUCUUCGGCAUGGCUAGCUCCAUCUGGUGGGUCAUCCUGUCUUUUACAUGGUUCCUGGCAGCCGGACUAAAAUGGGGACAAGAGGCUAUAGCGAGUUAUUCACAGUACUUUCACCUGGCAGCUUGGCUCAUACCUUCAGUGAAGAGUAUUGCCGUGCUAGCCAUGUCCUCCGUGGACGGAGAUCCCAUCGCUGGAGUGUGUUACGUGGGAAAUCAAAACAUACAGAACAUGCGAGGCUUCGUUUUGGCACCACUGUUUGUCUAUCUCAUCAUCGGUACGUCGUUUUUACUCGCGGGCUUCGUUUCUCUGUUCAGGAUUCGAAGCGUGAUCAAACAACAGGGCCGAGGAAAGACCGAUAAGUUGGAAAGACUGAUGAUUCGUAUUGGAGUAUUUUCGGUACUGUAUACGGUACCUGCUACUAUUGUGAUAUCCUGCUAUUUCUACGAACAGUAUCUAAAAGAUCGGUGGGAAAAGAGUCACGCUUGUCCAUGCAUGGCCAACAAAUCUAAACCAGACUAUUCGGUUUUCAUGUUAAAAUACUUCAUGUGCCUCGUUGUGGGAAUUACGUCUGGAUUUUGGAUCUGGACCGGGAAAACCGUGGACUCAUGGCGGAAACUCUUUUACGGGAAAAUGUGCAAUAAGCAUUCGUAUAGUCACCCGAACAGAAUGACAAAAUACACGAACCCUAGUUACCAAGGUACCAAACCCCAACCUCUUAGUCACGUGUAAAUUAAGGCAGAGAAAUAUUAUUAAGACUAUAUAAAUUAUUUUUGAGAACUGAGUGAAUAUAUUUCGAACAAUGUGUGUAACUGUCUACACCCAGAAAUAUCUGUUUUAAAACAAUGGCGAUAUUUACAUACCUCAUUUCGCUACUACAACACUGGGUCUAAAAUGCUCAAUAAUAUUACAAAACCGUUUUUAUUUUUACUGUGUUUUGUGCGGAAUUUUAACGCUAAACAAAAUUUACUUGCAUAAUUAAAACAAUAAUUAAUACCAAGUUAGUGUUUAUUGAAAGAAACAGGGAGAACUGUGAACAAUUAUUUUGUGAAAUAACAAAAAAUAUAUUUUGGAAUGUUGGAACACAAUGAAGUGAUAAAGUGAAAUGUUUAUGAAGCGAACGUCAUAAUAUAAAAGAAAAGUGCAACGCGAUUCCCAACUAAAAUGGGUGGACGUUUUAAUUAAUUAAUCAAUUGAUUAAUUAAUUUAUCAUUGAUUAAAAAGAAAACUAAUUAAGUGUAAAUAUUUGUAAAUAAUGUGUAAUUAGUAAAAAUAUAAAUAUUAUUAUUAUAAUUAUUAUUAAUAUUAUUAUAAACGUUGUUCGGAAUACAUGGGAAUGUAUUUUGGACAAGCUCACUGUGCCUGGACCCUCCCCCCGAGCACCCCGUGUACCCCAUUCGUGUUUCUAAAAAUUGUGCAGUAUCCAGUAUAAUAUCAUGUAUGCCAUAGUAACAUCACCCAAACAUUGUUUAGUGAAGUGCGCGUGCGUGUUUAUUGUGAACAUUGUAUAUGUUAUGUGAACAUUAUACGUAACGAAAUCAACGAAAUUCUAACGAACACUGAAUAGUAUACUCCUGUACUCAACGAAAUAUUCUACAAUUUUCUUGUACCAAAAACGAUUGGAUAAAAUACUCUGUAAAACUGUGAGAAACAAAAUCUGUUUUGGAUAAAAAAAAAAUAUGACAAAAUAUUUAUUCUUUUGGACCUCUAGUGCCAGAUAUUUUUUUGUGGAUUUAUAAGAAUUGAUAAUUUAUAUUAGAAACUUUCUGUCAUAGGAUUUUCGUAGAAUUAAUUGUUUCAGGCGAAAACAUAUUUUUCAAUACGAACGAGGCAUAAUUGAAUUAAUUUCAUAAUAAUGGGAUUAUGAACAUUAUUCUAAAACAGUUGUUAUUUCAUUUAUUCAUCAACGAAUUAAUUAGUUUGUUUCCGCCGUGUUGGAACGUUCAUAAUACGAAACGAAACAAAUAAAUCCCCAGCUCUGUAUUACGUUUAACGUUUCGUAUAGAUUUACAAAAUAAUGAUAUGAAUAUAAUACAUCGCUCAUAAUACACAGUGAUAAGUGCACGUGACAUGCACGCGCAUUAUAAUUGUAUACAUGUAUAAUAUAUUCAUUAAUUGUUAAAAUUAAUUGCCAUUCUUGCUAUUAUUUUUAUUGUGAUAUACAAAUGUAUAUUUUGUGUAAAUGCGAAAGUAGAAAAACGUAAUACAGAGCUGUUUACUCAAAUGGUAAAAUCUCAUUGGCUAUUGGGUUUAUUGUCAUAAUCAUUACAUGUCGGUUUCUCAGAAAUAAUUAUUGAUUCUUUAUGAAAUAUUUUGAAGAACUUUAAACAUAUUUUCACCUGUACUUUUACUAUUGCAUUUAGCACAGUUCAUGUGAACUGGUAAUAUAAUAGCAUGUGAAAUAAAUUUGCGGAUAAUUUGAAAACAGUGUGUAUAAAUCAUACACGUGAAAGUAUCAUAUUUCCAUGUAUUAUAUUUGCCAUAAAGAACGGAUAUAUUUCUAAAUUACCAAAUUUUAAAAUCCUGACGCAUAAAUAAAAACGAAACGAAAUUUAUUAUUAUUUAUAGAGAAUAAAUCGAUUUCUGAGUAUCUGUCACGUGAUCCGAUGAAUAACGGGUGUCAACCAAUCAUUAAUGUUUAUUUAUGUAUCAUAAUGCUUGCUAAUAAUAUCUGCAUUUUU
Patella vulgata (common limpet) is the source of this 4683-nucleotide messenger RNA. Its product is annotated as frizzled-5. Gene Ontology annotation, cellular component: plasma membrane. Gene Ontology annotation, biological process: canonical Wnt signaling pathway; non-canonical Wnt signaling pathway. The transcript has 4 exons. Gene Ontology annotation, molecular function: Wnt-protein binding; Wnt receptor activity. The coding region runs from base 1001 to 2734 and encodes 577 amino acids. NCBI's taxonomy places the organism in Eukaryota, Metazoa, Mollusca, Gastropoda, Patellidae. The record is from RefSeq and is a predicted model, not a curated record.